Messenger RNA from Tetrahymena thermophila SB210, 765 nucleotides. RefSeq lists its product as hypothetical. The transcript is spliced from 2 exons. NCBI's taxonomy places the organism in Eukaryota, Ciliophora, Oligohymenophorea, Hymenostomatida, Tetrahymenidae. The record is from RefSeq and is a predicted model, not a curated record.
AUGAUUCAUCUCUAUUUACAAGUAUUCAAAGAAAAACAAUCCUAUCAGUUAAAGAGCAAUUAUUUAUUUCUUACCAACAAGAAUAAUAACUAUCUUCUUUAAAAAAUAAGAUCUUUCUUUAUAAACUUGCAAGAAACUCAAUCAGCUAAAGAUUUUUAAAAUAUCAUUUUAUAGAAAGAUAUAUAACCCUAAUAUGUUCAUUAAAUAGGGAUAAAUAUUUAAGAGUCAAAUUGGAAUGAUGAACUUUCAAGUGCUGUUUCUUGCUAUUUAAAAUAGCUUAUCUAGCAAUUACAAACAAUUCUUUCAGGAAACACUGUUCUUGAGGAGUUGAAUCUACAAUCGUUUGAAAACAGUUACGAUUCAGAAGCUCACUCAUAUUUAUGCAGAGCUUUAUAUAAAAACAAUCAUCUUUAAAAACUUGUUUUGUAAACAAUAGUAGAGCCUCCAAAAUUCUGGGAUAAUUAAGUGGAAAAUCUAAGUGUCAACUCCUAUCUUCAGAAUUUGUUAAUAAGAUUCUUGGGAGGCGGUAAUGAAAAAAGGCUUGCUGUAGCUCUUAAUAAUUUAUAUAAAACAAUAUCUCCAGUUAUAAUUACAGUCAAUUCACCUCACAGCUCUAUCUAAAACUUUAGAUAGUUGUAAAAAAUAAAGUAAGAAAUGUUUUUACAAUUAUCUGUAUCCUCCAUUCUUAUUAAGCCUACCUAAGCAGUAAACCCAUCUCAGAUAGCUGCAGAUUUAUAUUAUGAUUAAUAAAAUUAGCACAUAUGA